This is a messenger RNA of Mesorhabditis spiculigera, 912 nucleotides long. The record is from the annotation of a GenBank genome assembly. NCBI's taxonomy places the organism in Eukaryota, Metazoa, Nematoda, Chromadorea, Rhabditida, Rhabditidae.
AUGAAGCGGAGCCCGUUGGAACCGCGAAUGGACGACGAGAUACCCCGAACACCGCCAGACGCCCUGAAUGGCAUCUACGAGCAGCACUAUGUUCACGAUCCAUUCCCAUUCAGGGAGCGCUCACACCCCAGCACAAGCAACGGUGACCUAAACCCGGGCUACUGCCAGCUCAUCAACAAACCGAUCGUCGACGCGGCCGGACACCGUGAAUAUGGGUGGAGCCUUGAUCAGAAAAUCCCCGUCUCCAACUCCCAUCCAAAGGCGAUCUCCCCGCUGGACGAGGCAAUCCCAUGCCAAAUCGGCUUCCGCAGCGCCUGCUCCACCACCAGCACCACGAUCUCGUCGCAAAACCCGAACGCGUACACGCAGCUGAAGAACUACCAUGCGGUUGUGGCACCGCCCGGUUCCGGAUCGGCCUCACCUCAACCCGUUCCCCGGACCAGCACCCCAGCCCAAUCCCCGCUGCUGGGAACCCCGCCCGGCUUUGACGCGCCCCCGCCGCCGGAGGCGCUGAAGAAAGCUAAGGAGGAGGAGGAGAAAAAGAAGGAGGAAGCCAAAAAGGCUGACGAAGCUGAACAACAAAACGAAGAGGCAGGAGCUGUACAACAGGAGGAGCAAGGGAAAGAGAAGGAAGCUGACGAGGCGCACGGGUCGCCGGCGCCCAUCAAGAAGGCGCCCUGCGUCCCGCCACGACGCCCAUCGACGGAAGGCCGUGAUAUUUUCCGGACCCUGCAAUUUACGAAGCUCCCCGCCCCGGCACCAUCGUCCGAAAAGCCGGAACGUCCGGCCACGCUCGACCUGGCGGUAACCCCCGGUGAAUCUGGAAUCAGCACUGCCGGCAGCUCGUUGCCGUCCAGCUCGCACUCUCUCCCUCUUGGCCAAUCGCGAAGCACCACGGUCCCCGUCGAGUUU